AUGGCUGAUGGGAUGGAUAUUCUUCAAACAUUUGUUAUUGACAACGGAACUGGAUUCAGCAAGGUUGGCUUUGCUGGGGAUGCUUCUCCGGGCGCUGUUUUUGAAAGUAUAGUUGGUCGUCCUCGCCAUACUGGCAUCAUGGUUGGAAUGGGACAAAAAGAUACUUAUGUUGGUGAUGAAGCUCUCUCUAGAAGAGGUAUUUUGACUGUGAGACAUCCCAUUGAACGUGGCGUAGUAAGAAACUGGGAUGAUAUGGAGGUACUCUGGCAUCACACAUUUUACAAUGAACUUCGUGUUGCUCCCGAGGAGCAUCCCGUUCUUCUGACUGAGGCACCACUUAACCCCAAGACAAAAAGAGAGAAAAUGACUCAAAUCAUGUUUGAGACAUUCAAUGUUCCAGCCAUGUAUGUCGCAAGUCAGGCUGUUCUUUCUCUUUUUGCUAAUGGUCGUACAACUGGAAUUAUCAUCAAAACAUCAAGAAGCAUAAGCAUUUAUCACCACUCUGUCCCUAUCUAUGAGGGACAUGUACUUUCUCAUGCUGUCUCGCGGUUAGCUCUUGGUGGCCGUGAUCUUACAUGGUAUCUCAUCAAGAUUCUCAUGGAGGGUCCUUACAUAUUUAGAAAUUGCACAAGUUGUACACCUAUUCAUAUGAAGGAGACGAUUGCUUAUGUUGCACUGGAUUUUGAACAAGAGAUUGACAAGGCAAAAAGUUGCUUAAAAUCAAUUGAGAAGGGCUAUGAGCUUCCUAAUGGAAAAGUCAUCAAUAUUGGUGCUGAAAUGUUCCGUUGCCCUGAAGCCCUCUUCAAGCCAUCAUUGGUUGGAAUAGAAGCGACGGGGAUUCAUGAAAAACCCUACAACUCAAUCAUGAGAUGCAAUGUUGAUAUUAGGAAAGAUUUAUUUGCAAACAUUGUACUUAGUGGUGGCUCAACUAUGUUUCCUGGCUUUGUAGAACGUAUGACCAAGGAAAUCACUGCUCUAGCUCUGAGCCACACGAAGAUCAAGGUGAUUGCACCACCUGAGAGGAAGUACAACACUUGGAUAGGAGGAUCAAUUCUAGCUUCCCUCAGUACUUUCCAAAAAAUGCAGAUGUCGAAGGCCGAGUGUUUUGAAUGCGGUCCUACGUUGGUUACUUCAGCUGCACAUGCAGCCAUGCUUCUGAACUCUGCUUCUGUUGAGCUUCUUGAGACUGUUCCUUGCUUCUUAGACUUCUAA
Messenger RNA from Solanum tuberosum (potato), 1212 nucleotides. Its product is annotated as actin-104-like. NCBI's taxonomy places the organism in Eukaryota, Viridiplantae, Streptophyta, Magnoliopsida, Solanales, Solanaceae. The transcript is spliced from 6 exons. The record is from RefSeq and is a predicted model, not a curated record. The coding region runs from base 1 to 1212 and encodes 403 amino acids.